CAUACACAGUGCGCCUCAGUCCCCACCGCCUGCUCCCUCCUUACAGGAUUUGAUUGACAGCAGUAUGAGCCAAGGGCUCCUGCUGCUGCCUGUCUGUCCUGUGAGAAGGAAGAGAGCUGUAGACGGGCACAGCACUGGUUUGAGUGAGGAUGCUGGUAUGUAUUUUAGAGGGUGAGGGAGUAAUACAAAGACUGGAACAUUGGGGUGGCAGGAGACACAAGACACAGUACAGAGAGAUGACCAGAGACUGCGGACACAGUACAGGGGAUGACCAGAGACUGCGGACAGUACAGGAGAUGACCAGAGACUGCGGACAGUACAGGGAUGACCAGAGACUGCAGACA
Staurois parvus is the source of this 344-nucleotide messenger RNA. The record is from the annotation of a GenBank genome assembly. Lineage: Eukaryota; Metazoa; Chordata; Amphibia; Anura; Ranidae.